Messenger RNA from Fukomys damarensis (Damara mole-rat), 1815 nucleotides. RefSeq names its product ethanolamine kinase 2 (gene Etnk2). The transcript has 7 exons. Gene Ontology annotation, biological process: phosphatidylethanolamine biosynthetic process. NCBI's taxonomy places the organism in Eukaryota, Metazoa, Chordata, Mammalia, Rodentia, Bathyergidae. Gene Ontology annotation, molecular function: ethanolamine kinase activity. The coding region runs from base 91 to 939 and encodes 282 amino acids. The record is from RefSeq and is a predicted model, not a curated record. Gene Ontology annotation, cellular component: cytoplasm.
UCCUGCCCCACCCACCACUGCCCUCUCCCUUGCUAGCGCUUCACUGAUGGCAUUACCAACAAGCUGGUGGCCUGCUACGUGGCGGAGGACAUGAAGGACUGCGUGCUGGUCCGGGUAUACGGGGAGCGGACGGAGCUGCUAGUGGACCGUGAGAAUGAGGUCCGGAACUUCCAGCUGCUGCGAGCACACGGCUGUGCCCCCAAACUCUACUGCACCUUUCAGAAUGGGCUGUGCUAUGAGUACGUGCAGGGUGUGGCCCUGGAGCCGGAGCACAUCCGGGAGCCCGGGCUCUUCAGGUUAAUUGCCUUAGAAAUGGCCAAGAUUCAUACCAUCCAUGCCAACGGCAGCCUGCCCAAGCCUGUACUCUGGCAGAAGAUGCACAGUUACUUCUCGCUGGUGAAGAACGAGAUCAACCUCAGCCUCUCUGCAGAUGUCCCCAAGGUGGAGGUGUUGGAGCGGGAGCUGGCCUGGCUGAAGGAGCACCUGUCCCAGCUGAACUCCCCUGUGGUGUUCUGUCACAACGACCUGCUUUGCAAGAACAUCAUCUAUGACAGUGCCAAAGGGUGCGUGCAGUUCAUCGACUAUGAAUAUACCGGCUACAACUACCAAGCCUUCGACAUCGGCAACCACUUUAAUGAGUUUGCAGGUGUGAACGGAGUCGAUUACUCGCGGUACCCGGCGCGGGAGACCCAGCUGCAGUGGCUUGGCUACUACCUCCAGGCCCAGAAGGGCUCAGCUGUGACCCCUCGGGAGGUGGAGCGGCUGUGUGUGCAAGUCAACAAGUUUGCCCUGGCGUCCCACUUCUUCUGGGCCCUCUGGGCGCUCAUCCAGAACAAGUACUCCACCAUCAACUUCGACUUCCUCAGGUACGCGGUGAUCCGAUUCAACCAGUACUUCAAGGUGAAGCCUCAAGUGUCCACCUUGGAGAUGCCAAAGUGACUGGAACCCCAGCCUCUCCCCUGCCCAUCUGCUGGGGUCCACACCCUUGGACAAGGUGGGAGAGGGGACCUCUUUCUCCUGCCUGGAGGGGCUCACAGGACCCAACCCGAGGGGGGGCCCACACCUUGCCAGGCUGGGGCAGAAGUGCCUGCAGACAGCCAGAGCCUGGGCCACCACUGCCCCAGGGAAGCACACCGUCCCCGCCCUAGGCCUGCUGGCGCUGGGCUGCCUUAGAGUGUGUCUGACCCUUCCUGGUGGGGAGAGGGGAGGGUUCCUUUCUACCUCCAGGGCUCCAGUCUGGCCACUGUAUGCCCCACACGGGAGGUGCUGAGCCUCAGACCAGCCUCAGGCACUCUGAUCACUGAUGUCCACCGCCUGGGGGAGGGGCCUGGAAGGGACACGGAGGCUUCACUGCAGCCUGCUCGAGAGCUCUCACUCGCUCAGCCGGCUCACCCCCUUCCCAAGCUGCAGACAGGAAACGUCUCCUUCCGCUGUCCCUCUGCAGCCUGCUGGGGAGGCGAGUGUGGCAAGCCCUGACCUUACGAAGCCUCAAGGGUGGGGUGGCUGGCACCAGAGCCAGCAGCUCCUGCCUGGGUCUCUCGUGCCCUGCGGGCUUCCCUUCCCAGAGUGUCCACCAUCUCCACUUUCCAUCCCUGGGGGUAGACCCAAGGUCAAUGGGAAUGACCAAAUGGGGUCAAGGGGCUGGAGGCCCAGGGUCUGCAGGGCCCUGCGCAGGACAGAUUGUGAAAGCACUGAGCUCGGCGUCCCUGUUAGCAGCCUCCACCUCCCUCUGUCCUCAAAGGUCCUCCUCGUUCUGGCUCAUACUGUCAUUUGUAAAUUAUCAUUGUUUUAUGCAAUAAAACGCUCGUUUCCGGA